GGCCCCGUGCCGGGGCGGCCACUGGGACACGUCCGUGCUGGCCGGGAGGGCGUCGCUGCCCGCGAGGUGAGCGCCGUGCCCUUGUGGUGCGUUAUGGACCCCAUCGCCCAACGUCGCGUUUCGGUAUCUCCGUUUUGUUUUGAUGUAAUUCAGUUUAAAGCCGCCUGCCAGCUAGCAGCUGCCCUCAGAGAGGCCGCUUUGCGUCACGAAGGUUCUUUGUGCACGUGUGGGUCUGCAGCGCUGCGAAGAGCGCAACCAAAGAAAAAAAAGAAGGUGGAUCCAAAGAGAGAGCAAGCACAGAAGGAUCGUGUGAAAAAGAAGAUUAAAAAGUUGGAAAAAGCUGCACCAGAACUGAUUCCCAUUGAGGAUUUUGAAACCCCACUGAAGUUUUCAGAUAGCAACAGGGUGCGAAGCCUUCCCCCUCUCUCAUUUGAGGAGACCGAAAGAAGAGUUUUACUUAUGAAAAAGUGGUCUCUGUAUAAGCAGCAACAAGACAAGGCAGAGAAGGAAGCAAUUCAGAGCCUCGUAGAAGCUCAGCAAGAGGCACUAAAAGAACUACGCCUGGAAUCUGAGGAGCUCUACCAGGCAGCAGUCAGACGGGAUGAGGAGCUCUUCCCCUUUGAGAGAGAUGGACCUAAUUAUACCCCACCACUUCCUGGUUAUGAUCCUCCUGAAGGAAAGUGCAUCGAUAUCACCAAAGUGUAUACGCAGUGAUGGAGGUCGUUGCUCACCUGGCAUAAGCUGCUCGGCCGACUGAAGGAGGAUGGAUUGAGAACUACUGGCUCCUUUGGCACAUUAAAACGCGGUAGGCGCGUGACUGUAAAAACAACUGGGUAGAAAACCCACUAAGUGUAUGAUCUGAUUUUUAUUAAACUGCCAAGCUAUGUAAUAGAACAGCCA
Molecule: messenger RNA, 900 nt
Organism: Gallus gallus (chicken)
Lineage: Eukaryota; Metazoa; Chordata; Aves; Galliformes; Phasianidae
Gene: MRPL40
Product: mitochondrial ribosomal protein L40
Exons: 3
Coding region: 94-714 (206 amino acids)
Cellular component (GO): mitochondrial ribosome; mitochondrial large ribosomal subunit
Source: RefSeq, a predicted model, not a curated record